Plectropomus leopardus (leopard coralgrouper) is the source of this 372-nucleotide messenger RNA. The record is from RefSeq and is a predicted model, not a curated record. NCBI's taxonomy places the organism in Eukaryota, Metazoa, Chordata, Actinopteri, Perciformes, Serranidae.
GGUAACCGUGGUGACCUUGGUUGGUUGAUCAUCAUGGCGGCGAUCGUCAGGUUGAGUUCUGUGUGUCGCAGAGGAGUCAAACCUCUGUUCUACCAAAGCACUUUGUUGGCCAGGCCGCUGGUUGUACCACACAAAUACCAGGAGCAGCCCUACCAGCUGACAGCGAGGAUCCACGCGUCGCAGGCUCUUUACGCCGGUUCUGGCUCCAAAGCCGCCUCUCUGCACUGGACAGCAGAGCGAGUGCUGAGCAUCCUGCUCCUGGCCAUGGGACCCGUGGCCUAUUUUAACCCCGGCCCUGUCAUCGAUUACUCCCUGGCCGCUGCCCUGACCCUGCAUGGACACUGGUAAGACAGGAAAACACUAAUACCUCAU